Molecule: messenger RNA, 2339 nt
Organism: Molossus molossus (Pallas's mastiff bat)
Lineage: Eukaryota; Metazoa; Chordata; Mammalia; Chiroptera; Molossidae
Gene: ETV3
Product: ETS variant transcription factor 3
Exons: 5
Coding region: 294-1823 (509 amino acids)
Biological process (GO): regulation of transcription by RNA polymerase II; cell differentiation
Cellular component (GO): nucleus
Molecular function (GO): DNA-binding transcription factor activity, RNA polymerase II-specific; sequence-specific DNA binding
Source: RefSeq, a predicted model, not a curated record
GGCUGCGCGGGCGGGGCCGCUGCGCCGCGGGCGGGGCGCCGCGGGCGGGGGCGGGCGGAAGCUGGCGUCCGAGGACAGGGAAAGGGAAGGGAGGCGCGCCUGGGUGCGGCGCGGCGCGGCUGGGAGACCCGCGGGAGGGCGCCGCCGCCUCCCCGCCCUGUCGGCUGAGGAUGGAAGUGACGACAGCAGGCGAAGAGGUCACUUCCUGCUGGGGUGGAUGAGGAGGAGCCGGAGACGCCGCGGAGGAGACCGGACCGAAGACGGACCUUGCCGGGGAGAGCAGGAGGGUGAAAAUGAAAGCAGGCUGUAGCAUCGUGGAAAAGCCAGAAGGAGGUGGAGGGUAUCAGUUUCCUGAUUGGGCCUAUAAAACAGAGUCGUCCCCAGGCUCCCGACAGAUCCAGCUGUGGCACUUCAUCCUCGAGCUGCUGCAGAAGGAAGAGUUCCGCCAUGUCAUCGCCUGGCAGCAGGGAGAGUACGGGGAAUUUGUCAUCAAGGAUCCAGACGAGGUGGCCCGCCUCUGGGGCCGCAGGAAGUGCAAACCACAGAUGAAUUAUGACAAGCUGAGCCGGGCCCUCAGAUACUAUUACAACAAGAGGAUCCUUCAUAAAACAAAAGGGAAGAGGUUUACUUAUAAAUUCAACUUCAACAAGCUGGUGACACCCAACUACCCAUUCAUCAACAUUCGAUCAAGUGGUGUGGUUCCCCAGAGUGCACCACCAGUGCCAACAGCCUCUUCCCGCUUCCAUUUCCCACCUCUGGACACUCAUUCCCCAACUGGUGAUGUGCAGCCAGGGCGGUUCCCUGCUAGCUCCCUCACGACUUCCAGCCAGGAGCUGAGUAAUGGCACCGAUAGAAAGGCAGAGCUUUCGGAGCUAGAGGAUGGCUCGGCUGCUGACUGGCGCCGGGGCGUGGAUCUCAUGUCCUCCCGGAAUGCUGUCAGUGGAGGAGGGAUUGGCCAUCAGAAACGCAAGCCUGACAUCAUGCUUCCUCUGUUCACUAGGCCAGGGAUCUACCCUGACCCCCACAGUCCCUUUGCUGUCUCUCCACUCCCUGGCCGAGGAGGUGUCCUUAAUGUUCCCAUUUCACCAGCCCUCUCCCUGACUCCCACUAUCUUCUCCUAUAGCCCAUCACCAGGCCUGAGCCCAUUCACCAGCAGCAGUUGCUUUUCCUUCAAUCCCGAGGAAAUGAAACACUACCUUCAUUCACAAGCCUGUUCUGUGUUCAACUACCAUCUGAGUCCCCGGACAUUUCCCCGUUACCCAGGGCUGAUGGUUCCACCACUGCAGUGCCAAAUGCAUCCUGAGGAGUCAACCCAGUUUUCUAUCAAGCUGCAGCCCCCACCAGUUGGGCGGAAGAACCGGGAGAGGGUAGAGAGCAGCGAGGAGUCAGCACCUGUCAUUGCUCCCACCAUGGCUCCUGUCCCCCCAAGAAUUAAGGUAGAGCCAGCCUCUGAAAAGGAUCCUGAGAGUCUCAGGCAGUCAGCCCAAGAGAAGGAGGAAUGCUCUCAAGAAGAGGACACUGUGCCAAGCAGGACCAUGGAAGAGGAAAAAGGCACCAUUUUUGCUCGCCCAGAGGCACCACCUAUCUGGCCCUCUGUACCCAUUAGCACCCCAGGUGAAGAACCCCUAGAAGUGACUGAAGACAGGCCUGGCAAAGAGCCUGGUGCGCCUGAGAAGAAAGAAGAUGCCCUGAUGCCCCCCAAGCUUCGGUUGAAGCGGCGCUGGAAUGACGACCCUGAAGCCCGAGAGCUGAGUAAGGGUGGCAAGUUCCUCUGGAAUGGGUCAGGACCACGGGGCUUGGCAACGGCAGCUGCUGAUGCUUAGAAUUGGAAGUGGAUUGGGAGCUGUUUAUACUAUAAUCACAUACAUGUAUUUAUGUAGCAAGAUUUCAGGGGUGGGGAGGGAGGGAAUUAGACUGGUUUGAUCAUUCUAGGGGCAUAGACUUGUAUUUUUAUGUUUUGGGGAUGGGAUUGGGCAUCUUCUGUUGUAAAUUAGGUCGGAUAUGAACACACUUUUUUUCCUGGUGAGAGGACACGGGAAGGGUGUUAAACUGAAAGGAGAAAGGGCCUCUCUUUCCUGUUGAGGCUAAUACUUUCUGACAGACUCCUGAAGGGCCAAGACGCUGCUUGGUCCCAUGAUGUUCAGGUUCCAGACUUCUUUCUUUUCUACUGUAUUUAUGUAUAGGAAAGCCAUUAAUUUUGCUCUGAGAGUUACAUAUAAAAGGGGAAAGGGCAUGGUUGGGAGGUUGAGCAGUGAGAGACCAUUAAUACUCAGUAUAUGCCUGAGAUGUUUCUUUGUAAUUAUUUCAGGGGGAGAAAUAAGAUAAUCUCAGUCUUACUG